AUGGAUAAAUACUUUCCCGAGACCUCCAGAGAAGAGAUGGAGAACCAGUUCCUCAGGUUGAGACAUGGGACAAUGACCGUGGGGGAAUAUGCUGCCAAGUUGGAGGCUUCAUCCAAGUAUUUCCGUUUCUUCCAAGUGCGAGUGGACGAGGCGUAUUUGUGCAACAGGUUCGUGAGAGGAUUGAACAAUGAGAUCGAGAGGUCUGUCAGGCCGCUGGGAAUCCGAGUUUUUCAGCAAAGCCAAUUAGGAAGGUACAGUGGUCAGAAACAAGCUGGAAGGUUUGACAGGGGCAAGGCGCCGCCAAAGAAGCCUUAUCAGCGUCCUGCUGACAGGGUACCAUUUGCUGGAAGGGGUGCAACACCUGUUUCUAAGGAUGAGGUUGUUUCCUUCAAGUGCAACAAAAAGGGGCACUACGCGAACGAAUGUGGAAAGGAGAUCGUAUGCUGGAAGUGUCAGAAACCAGGACAUGUUGAAAGAAACUGCCCCAAUGCUGCAAAGGCCAAGCCAGUACUGAACACAGCUAGGGGAAGGCGACCUUCUGCUCCAGAUCAUGUGUUUGCGAUCUCUGGCGAACAAGUUGCGGUGACCGAUGAACUUAUCCAGGGUACGUGUAUUAUCGCUGGAACUUCAUUAAUGGUGUUAUUUGAUUCUGGUGCUACACACUCUUUCAUUGCUGAGGAGUGUGUGAAGAAGUUAGGGUUGCUAACUGCUGACUUACCGUUCGAUUCGGUGGUGACGACCCCUGCCGCCGAUCGAUUAGUUACGUGCACGGCAUGCUUGUAG
This is a messenger RNA of Lotus japonicus, 783 nucleotides long. RefSeq lists its product as uncharacterized. The transcript is spliced from 2 exons. Gene Ontology annotation, molecular function: zinc ion binding; nucleic acid binding. The record is from RefSeq and is a predicted model, not a curated record. NCBI's taxonomy places the organism in Eukaryota, Viridiplantae, Streptophyta, Magnoliopsida, Fabales, Fabaceae. Bases 1 to 783 code for a protein of 260 amino acids.